GUCGAGGUGAUGCACCAAUCGUUUUACAACGGUUUGACCUUCAAGUGCCCACAUCUUUAAUAAUGGACAAGACUGUAGCGAAACUAAUAAGAAAGCACUGGCUAAUGUAACAUGUCGAAUAAUUCUCAUUCUUUGAGGAUGAAUAAUACACAUUUCUCAGAAUCUGAUAACCCAACAAACUGAACUUCUGACAAAACUACAUUAUCCGUCAUCUGUUUUCUGAUCACGAAACAAAUUUCUGUGUAUAUAAUCAGUCAACAUAAUAGAAAUUAUACCUGUGGCGCUAAAAACAAUUUCCAAUGUGUAUUCCUCAUUACUUGAUUGUCGGUGGUGGCUUGUCCGGUUUAGUUACUUCUUACCUCAUCUCGUUAACCCGACCAUUGGGGAGUUACCGUCUAACAGUUUUGGAGAGUAGCAGUAGGUGGGGUGGUUGGAUUCAAUCAGUUAAAAAUAUGGAUACUGGAUCAAUCUAUGAAAUUGGUCCACAUAGCGCUCGUGCAAAAUCUGCCACAUCAGGUCUUUUGAUGAGAAUAGUGAAAAGUUUGCAUCUCGAAAACUCACUUGUAUGGAUGAGACAGGGUACAGAUGAAGCGAAACGAUUAAUCUAUAUAAAUGGCCAACUGUUGCCACUGUCUGCGUUCAAUUUUUCCACUUUAAAACCAUUCACUAGGUCCAACUGUAGUUUAAUCAUCAGGCGGUUAUUUUCUCGACGCCCACCAUCUCAGUCAGACUGGACUGUUGAUGAAUUCCUUCGCUCUCGUUUUGAUUCCGAAUUCGCUGACUACUUUGGCAGUGCUCUGAUGAGAGGUAUCUUUGCUGGUGAUUCACGAAACCUUAGUGCUCGUGCUUGUUUGCCUACGAUGGUGAAGUCGGAAGAAUAUGGACCGAAUCUUAUUCUCGGGAUUCUACUUUCAUCGAUAAACCGAUCUUUAGAUCGUAUCGUUAUACCAAAUAUGAUUGACGACAAACUCCCGCAACUGAAUAACUUGAUUCCAUCUGAUGCGAUUGCCUGGACUUUAUCAGGUGGAUUGGAGACACUGAUUAACACUAUUGUAGAUCAUUUAAGUAGGAAACAUCCACACAUCGAUUUGAAGUUAAACUCUUCCGUUGAAAAAUUAAAAUCUCUAAAUGGCUGCUUUGAGUAUACAUACAAGGUCAUCGGUGAUAAUGGUAACGACAAAGAAAAAAAUACAGCCGAUAUAGUCUUUUUUUGCUGCCCAUCCUUCAUUACAGCAAGCAUUUUGGAAAACAUACUGACUACUGAAACUCUAAGCUAUCUGAAACCCGACUCUAUUCCAUGGGGAAGCAUUGUCAGCGCUGUCUUAGAAAUAGAUGACUCCUUUACUCCCUUAGUACGUGGGUUUGGGCACUUAGUACCGCGUACGGAAGAUGAACAUAUUUUGGGUGUAGUAUACGAUUCCUUUGCGUUCCCGAAAUUGGAUGGAUUUAAUAAAAAUUUACGAUAUACAGUAAUGAUGAAACCAUUUCGUGAAUGGCUCGAAGCCUCCACAAGUUUAGGUUCCUCGGAACACCUGAAAAACACCAUUGAAGAAGUUGCGAAAACCGUCCUUAUAAACCAUCUUAAAAUACCGGCUCCGGUCAUUGUUGGUCGUCAUAUUAGUAUUCUCCGUAACUGUAUUCCCCAGUAUCCUCCAGGUCAUUUAACUAAUAUGGCUAAUUUGCGCAACGGCAUUCGGCGAAUUUCGAAUGGCCAUAGUUCUGGCCGAAGUGGUAUAUAUCUUGUUGGUAAUUCGUACGAUGGCGUUGGGUUGAAUCAUGUUGUCUAUAGCGCUGCAUGUGCAGUCGCAGAAGAGUUCAGUUCAUCUUCAUGAAAAUAGUUUUUUAAAACCACUGUUCACAAACCAACUUAUGUACAAUACUCUGCUUAUUAAUAGCACUAACGUAUGAAGAUGUCUGCUAGAAGAUUAUGGAUGUAAAAUAAACCAUAUACAUUUUGAAAAAACCUGUUUUUGGUUUUUGUAUUAAAGUUACUACAUUUUCAUCCUUUUCUUCAGCACAUAACAGGAUCUUGCAAAUUUGUAGUUUAUCAUUGGAAUGCUUAUCAUAUUGUGCAAAUAUAUCCCCACUAAGUGUU
Messenger RNA from Schistosoma curassoni, 2095 nucleotides. The record is from the annotation of a GenBank genome assembly. Lineage: Eukaryota; Metazoa; Platyhelminthes; Trematoda; Strigeidida; Schistosomatidae.